GAAUCGCGCUCCGCAGAUUUUGAGUACCGAGUUCUCUACCUCUUGGAUCCUGCGCUCCGGGUCCGCUUCCUGGAGCAACUCGACUUCCUGGACAAGUUCUCCGUAGAUUCUGCGCUCAAGGUCCUCUACCUGCCGGAACUCGACUUCCAGGACAAGCGCUCCGUAGUUUCUGCGCUCAAGGUCUACUACCUGGCAACGACUGAAGUAAGGUUCUUAAACUCUGUUAUCCACGAUUUUACUUGCGGUUACAUACGUCGGUUAAUUCUCCGCUCCUUGAAGCUGCGAAUCAUGAAUACCGCAUCAAUAUAUUCGGACCCCGUUGUCACCUGCCCGUACGACAAGUACCACAGGAUUGCGUUGUCAAAAAUUCAAAUGCACAUUGUUAAAUGUGAGAAGAACUAUCCAAAAGGAUACAAACAAACUUGCCCGUAUGAUGCAACACAUAGAUUGUUUGAACACGAAUUAACCGAUCAUAUUCAAAACUGUCCUCAGCGCAUGGUUCUAGAACCUGAAAAGCAUCAGUUCAUUAGGAACCAUGGGUCCACAAUGACCGAAUUCUUGGACCGAUCUGAGGCUGUAACAAGCACUAUAGAUCAUGGAGAAUCUUGGGAUGAAGAAUCCAACAGGGAUUGGAUUCCCUCAAUUGAUGGACGAUCUAAUAUAAUAGACAGUAGCACUACUUCAAAUUUUCUCCAACCAAGGGAUCAGUCCAGAUGCAAAAAAUUCAUUGACCCUAAUCAGGACUUACGUCGUCCUCUUGGUUACUCAGAGGCAAUGUUGGUUGGAGGAGAAACAGAUAAAGCUGACGCGUCUGAUAUGGAAUCAGUUAUCAGUGUGAUGGGUGUUGGGCGUGGUAAGAAUCCAUCAGCGCACCUGCGGCUAAAGAAACCAUUCAGCUUUGGCAGAGGAAUAUCUCUGCCAAGAAAUGACUAGAGCCAUCGAUUCAAAUUUGAUACAGAUCAUAAAGUGAAGAGUGAUAUUUUUGCUGAGCGUUUUUUUUUUAAUAAUUAUUUAGCGUAUUCCAGAUAACCUGGUCACUAAUAGGCCUGAAUGUACAAUUUUAUUCUGCAAGAUAACAAUCAGCCUAUAUAAUGGCCUUACAUUCUGGUUUUACAAUUAGCUUAUACGUGCAAAUUGUACUGGUAAAACUACCAAAUAAAUAAUCUAUUUUUAUUCAUAAAAUGUCAAAAGUGGUACGUCAUUCAGUUGAACGCGAAUACACAUAUUGUGAUUCACUUGUAGUAGUAGUAAUUUGGCAGAAAUCUGUCAAAUCCGCAAAGAUAAAAAUAUUCGUUGUUAGAUCAAUGGAAUAGUGUAUUUCCAGUUAUUUCUAAAUUUAUAUUCAUUAAUAUCAUUCAUCAAACAAAAUUUAACUCGUCAUUUUAGUUCACUUACAGAUUCUUAUAGUGAUAGUGUUUCACAU
Molecule: messenger RNA, 1423 nt
Organism: Neodiprion virginianus
Lineage: Eukaryota; Metazoa; Arthropoda; Insecta; Hymenoptera; Diprionidae
Product: gametocyte-specific factor 1-like
Exons: 5
Coding region: 289-933 (214 amino acids)
Source: RefSeq, a predicted model, not a curated record